Messenger RNA from Condylura cristata (star-nosed mole), 1849 nucleotides. RefSeq names its product HHIP-like 1 (gene HHIPL1). The record is from RefSeq and is a predicted model, not a curated record. NCBI's taxonomy places the organism in Eukaryota, Metazoa, Chordata, Mammalia, Eulipotyphla, Talpidae. Bases 125 to 1849 code for a protein of 574 amino acids. The transcript has 11 exons.
GCCGAGGAAGCAGCUUCACAGGACGCAGGAGUGCUCCCCUUACGCAGCCCACCUGUACGACGCGGAAGACCCCGCCACGCCGCUGCGCACGGUGCCCGGGCUCUGCCAGGACUACUGCCUGGACAUGUGGCAGACGUGUCGGGGCCUGUUCCGACACCUGUCCCCUGACCCUGAGCUCCAGGCCCUGGAGGGCCACCGGGCCAAGCUCUGCCGCUACCUGUCGCUGGACGACGUGGACUACUGCUUCCCGCACCUGCUGGUCAACCAGAACCUCAACUCCAACCUCGGCCGCGUGGUGGCCGACGCCAAGGGCUGCCUGCAGCUGUGCCUGGAGGAGGUGGCCAACGGGCUGCGCAACCCGGUGGCCAUGGUGCAUGCCUAUGACGGCACCCACCGCUUCUUCGUGGCCGAGCAGGUGGGACUGGUGUGGGCCUACCUGCCUGACCGCUCGCGGCUGGAGAAGCCCUUCCUGAACAUCAGCCAGGCCGUGCUCACCUCCCCCUGGGAAGGCGACGAGCGGGGCUUCCUGGGCCUGGCCUUCCACCCCAGCUUCCGGCACAAUGGCAAGCUCUAUGUCUACUACUCGGUGGGGGUGGGCUUCAGCGAGUGGAUCCGCAUCAGCGAGUUCAAGGUCUCUGAGGACGACAUAAACACUGUGGACCACAGCUCUGAGAGGAUAAUCCUGGAGAUUGAAGAACCAGCCUCAAACCACAAUGGGGGUCAGUUGCUCUUCGGGAAUGAUGGGUACCUCUACAUCUUUACGGGGGACGGCGGGAUGGCUGGAGACCCCUUUGGAACGUUUGGAAAUGCCCAAAACAAGUCGGCGCUGCUGGGCAAGGUGCUGCGCCUGGACGUGACCGGCAACGAGCGCGGCCCGCCCUACCGCAUCCCGCCCGACAACCCCUUCGUGGGCGAGCGCGCCGCGCGGCCGGAGGUCUACGCCCUGGGCGUGCGCAACAUGUGGCGCUGCUCCUUCGACCGCGGGGACCCCGCUUCCGGCGCGGGCCGCGGCCGCCUCUUCUGUGGCGAUGUGGGCCAGAACAAGUUCGAGGAGGUGGACUUGGUGGAGCGCGGCCGCAACUACGGCUGGCGCGCCCGGGAGGGCUUCGAGUGCUAUGACCGCAAGCUGUGCGCCAACGCCUCCCUAGAUGACGUGCUGCCUAUUUUCGCCUACCCGCACAAGCUGGGAAAGUCCGUCACAGGGGGCUACGUGUACCGGGGCUGCGAGUACCCCAAUUUGAAUGGCCUCUACAUUUUUGGGGAUUUCAUGAGCGGGCGUCUGAUGUCCCUCCGAGAGGACCCGGAGACAGGCCAGUGGCGGUACAGUGAGAUCUGCAUGGGCCGUGGCCAGACGUGUGCAUUCCCCGGCCUGAUCAACAACUACCAUCCGCACAUCAUCUCCUUCGGGGAAGAUGAGGCCGGGGAGCUGUACUUCCUGUCGACAGGCAUGCCCAGCGCCACAGCCGCACGCGGGGUCAUCUACAAAGUGAUCGACCCGUCCAGGCGGGCGCCCCCCGGCAAGUGUCAGAUCCAGCCGGCCACGGUGAAGGUGAAGAGCCGCCUUGUCCGCUUCGUGCCCAAAGAAAAAUUCAUCUGGAGGCCCGAGAGCACCCCGCGCCCCACGGCACGAGCACCCACCAAGGCUCCCCGUCGCAGCCACUGGAGAGCCACGUGCGGCCGGCGCUGCUGCGGGGACCGGCCCAGCGCUGACCAGGUGCUGAGACACGUGCUUCCCGGCUGCGCCCUCUGCCGGCGGCUCCCAGCACUGCCGUCCGAGGCCGAGCCCCUGAUGGGCCGCAGGUGCUGGCUCCGCAUUCCCCACCUGAUCGCUGGAGAGCGCCGGACAUAG